Molecule: messenger RNA, 1011 nt
Organism: Cyclocybe aegerita
Lineage: Eukaryota; Fungi; Basidiomycota; Agaricomycetes; Agaricales; Hemipholiotaceae
Source: the annotation of a GenBank genome assembly
AUGGACUCUGCGGAUUGGGACUCCGUCUUCCAGUUCGUCCCCGACCCCGCCCUCGAUGUCAACCACGCCGAGAAGCAGAGUGCACGCCCAUUAACAGCCACAGACGCCGUCCAGGUUCCGACUCCACCACUCUCUCAUGACGGCUCGCCUGUUCUUGACGAGCCCGCCGAGGAAAACACACUCGUUUCUGUCUCUACAACCUUCUACCCUGGCUCCCAACAGCUCGCUAUCCAGCCAGACACCGUCCUCCUCUCGUCAGAUAGUGUCUUUUUCUACGUUCACUCCCAUAUCCUCUUGGCUGCAUCAGAAAACGGUUUCCGCGGUCUCCUCCCUGCUCCCCCACCGUCUUCAGAGGGCCAGGAUCCCAUUCUGAACGUGCCAGACAACUCGACCGUCUUGAACGUCGUGCUCCAUGGCGUGUAUGAUAUGUCAUGCGCACAUUACUCCCCAUCGUUCGCGACGCUCGUAACCGCUGUCAACCGCCUGCCUGUGUACGGAAUCUCACCGCGAUCGCACAUCGCGCCGACAACACCACUCUUUUCCCUCCUUCUGUCGCACGCGCCGCUCUACCCAUUAGAACUUUACGCCCUCGCCGCAUCAUAUGACUUGUACGAUCUUGCUGUAUCGACAUCCUCUCACCUCCUCUCGUUCCCCCUCGCCUCUCUUACCGACGAAAUGGCUGAGCGCAUCGGUCCUGUGUACCUAAAACGUCUCUUCUUCCUACACUUCGGGCGAACAGACGCGCUCAAACGAGUCCUUCUGCCACCUCCGCAUCCACACGCCCCAACCCCCUUCUGUGAUUUCACCGAACAGAAGAAAUUGACCCGGGCGUGGGCGUUGGCGUCCGCAUAUCUCGCAUGGGACGCUCGGCCUGACUUGUCAACAAGCACGAUGGAGUCAGCUCUCCGUCCGUUAGCCGACCAUUUAACUUGCGAGAAUUGCCAACAAGCCCUUCGGGACCGGAUAAAGAACCUGGUGGUACAAUGGUCCGUUGUAAAAAGGACAAUAUGA